AUGAACCUACUCACUGAUCGGUACUUGAACUAUCGUUCAUUUCACCACCCAUCAGUGCUGAGAUUCAUCAACAAGACGUUGGUCAAACGAGCCCAUGAGUUUAGUGACCAGAUCUACCAGAGAGGUGAGCUUGAGCAUAUCAAACUUGUAUUGAAAUGUAACAACUACCCCUCACAUAUGAUCUGCACUGAGCUUCCGCCCUCGCGGAACCCUCAUGUAGCACAGCCCAUGGCGAGAGUCGUUCUUUCCUAUCUUGGAUCAGCCUCUCACAAGAUUCAGAGGAUUUUGAGAGAAGCCGACAUUGAGUUUUGUAAUAGCUCCUCAAAUAAGCUUCAAUCUGCCUUCACUACCCACAAGGACAAACGCAACUCCAAGGACCUCCUUCGAGUUUACCGAAUUCCCUGUGAAUGCGGUAAAGUUUGCAUCGAUCAAAUUUUUGUUAGGGUGGACUUGUCCUUUCAGGAACACAAGGCCCAUGGUAGGAGAGACGAGAGGGACAAGUCUGCAAUCAUCGAUCAUGCUCGCACGCAUGAUCAUCGGAUUCUCUGGCAUCAGUGGACUGUCAGAGAAGCGUUGGAGAUUGGGGAACAUAACACUGUUCCUCAAGACAGCGGCCUCCAACUUAGCAAUAUCUCGCUUACUAUUCUAGACAAAGAGGCUAAUUAG
Lytechinus pictus (painted urchin) is the source of this 666-nucleotide messenger RNA. RefSeq lists its product as uncharacterized. The record is from RefSeq and is a predicted model, not a curated record. The transcript has 2 exons. NCBI's taxonomy places the organism in Eukaryota, Metazoa, Echinodermata, Echinoidea, Temnopleuroida, Toxopneustidae. Bases 1 to 666 code for a protein of 221 amino acids.